GAAUUUUGAACAAAUUGCUUCAAUACGCUAACGGAAUAGUGUGACCAGUCCAGCACAAAUUCUACAGAGCGCAAAGCUAAUUAGUAUAUUUCGAAAUUGCGGUCACGCUGACACUGCAACAGCGGCAAAUGUUUUUGUUUUGUCAGUUAUUUCAUUUGCUUAUGUAGCCUCCUAAAAAAAAAAAAGAUUACACAAAUUUGUAACAAAUUCCAUAACGACAUACGUGAUAAAUAGCACACAUACACACACAUAAUGUUUGCGCUAAAACGCCUGCCACGUUUCUGCCUGUUGCGCGCAAUCCAUCAACAGCAACAAAGCUCCACAGCCAAGUUCUCCAAAUACGCCACAACAGGUGCCAAAGGCACAGGACAGGAGGAAGAGACGCGUGUGGGCGGCAGUGGCAGUAUUGCCGAAGCUCUGCGCCAUGGACAGCGUGCCCUAGGGCAGCCCACAUGCUACACGCAUCCGCAUCUAAUAAAAGCCAAUGAACUUGUGCCCGGCGUGGAGCUGCGCGAGUUUCAAUUGCGGCGCACAUCACUGAUGCAGGGCCUUAAGGCAUAUGCCGAGAGCUUUGGCGAUGAGUUCAAUGGCCGAGCCUCCAAGAGUCAUAUGCUGGUGAUUGGCGCCGCAGCCAAAAAGUACAUGAGCGGCAAGAUACCGUAUGUGUUUCGACAGAGCUCGGACUUUUACUAUUUGACCGGCUGCCUGGAGCCGGAUGCCAUACUCAUGAUGACCAUCGACGAUGCGUCGCAGGUGCAAUCGACACUCUUUAUGCGCCCCAAGGAUCCGCACGCCGAGCUCUGGGAUGGACCACGCACGGGACCCGAAUACGCCGUCCCGUUGUUUGGUGUACAGCAAUCGUAUCCCAUCGACAGCUUUGCGCAGCUGGCGGCCAAGAGUGUGGCGCAUUUGAAGCCACAUCUGUGGUUCGAUCUAAAGCAUUCGGAGCUGCCGCAGUUGAACGAUGCCAUGCUGCAGCUGUGCAACAGCGAACGGGCACGCCUCCUGCCCGCCUACAGCUUUGUGGAAAAUAUGCGACUGCUCAAAUCACCGGCGGAAAUGCAAUUGAUGCGUCGCACUUGUGAAAUCGCUUCGCUUGCCUUCAACGAGGUGAUGGCGGAGACACGGCCUGGACAAUCGGAGCAUCAGCUGUAUGCAUCGAUAGACUUCAAGUGCCGCAUGCGCAACGCCAGCUAUUUGGCUUAUCCACCUGUGGUGGCUGCCGGCAAGAAUGCCACCGUUAUACACUAUGUGAACAACACGCAGCUGCUGCAGCCAAAGGAACUGCUGCUCAUGGAUGCGGGCUGUGAGUACGGCGGCUACACCAGCGACAUAACUCGCACUUGGCCCGUGAGCGGAGAGUUUACGGAUGCCCAGCGCACGCUCUAUGACAUGAUGGAGCAGCUGCAAAAGGAAACAAUUGAGUUGAUCAUGCAGCCAGGCGGAGAGUCGUUGGAUCAAUUGUUUGAGACCACCUGCUUUAAGUUGGGCAAAUAUCUGCAGGAGAUUGGGCUGGUGUCGAAGCAUUUGAGUGACUACAAGGAGCUGGCCAGUCAGGGCUACAAAUUCUGUCCGCAUCAUGUGUCGCAUUACCUCGGCAUGGAUGUCCACGAUACCCCGCAUGUGCCGCGCAACACACGCCUCAUGCCGGGCAUGGUCUUCACCGUUGAGCCGGGCAUUUAUAUUGAUGAGCAGCGCACGGAUGUGCCGCCCGAAUUCCGUGGCAUUGGCAUACGCAUCGAGGACGAUAUACUGAUCAAUGAGCAGGGCCAAGUGGAGGUGCUGACAGCCAAAUGCCUGAAGGAGCGACGUGCGCUCGAGAAUCUCUUCAAGGUGAAACCGCAGCAGCAGCAAGAUUGAAGCACAUAUUUCUGAACAAAAUUACUAGUCAUAAAUCAGUGUAACACAGAGAAAGAGAGAGAGAGA
Messenger RNA from Drosophila albomicans, 1926 nucleotides. Its product is annotated as xaa-Pro aminopeptidase 3. The record is from RefSeq and is a predicted model, not a curated record. The coding region runs from base 253 to 1860 and encodes 535 amino acids. Gene Ontology annotation, molecular function: manganese ion binding; metalloaminopeptidase activity. The transcript has 3 exons. Gene Ontology annotation, cellular component: mitochondrion. Lineage: Eukaryota; Metazoa; Arthropoda; Insecta; Diptera; Drosophilidae.